AUGAGGCGAUUGUGCAUAGCUACAGCACACGCUUUCCUGUUAGUGUACGCGGUCACUUCGUCCCCGUCCUUAGAUUGUGUUAAGCAGUGCUUUGAGGAAAUCAGGGAACAAAGGGGAGAUUUUCAGGAAAUACCGAUAGUGAUAGCGGGCAACAAAUUGGAUUUAACAUCAACGCACCGCGAAGUCCCUAUAGAAGAUGUAUCGGAAUGGGUUUAUUGCGAAUUACCCAAGCUUAGGGUGAAAGUUUUGGAAUGCUCAGCAAAGGACGACAUCAACAUCAAAGAAAUUUUCCGUACGUUCUUAUCUCUAUCCCGGAUUUUACCGCACGAUACCGAAGAACAAAGUGGGUUAAAAAGACGUUCAAGCGCCUACGUGUCAAACAAAGGAGCCCGACGAAAUGCCAGCCCGGCUCUGGAAAAAGCAGGUCCGUCCGAGAGUAAAGACACCUUGGCGAAGCCCAGAUCCAGAUCGUUGAUACGAAGGGCUUCUAGGAAAGCCAAACAACAGAUGAGAGACGCACAAAGCGGUACCGACGACUGUAAUGUGUCCUAAUUUUUUUUUUAUUAUACCGUAAGAAUUUUUUUUUAUUAAUACGAUAUACAGGUCACUUUCUAAUUAUUGUAAACAGUUGGUGACACAAAAUUAGUUAAAAGCAUAAAAAAGUUGUAUUUUUGACGUUUUGAAAUUCAAAAUUAGGACCAAUUUUUCAUAUAUAG
Psylliodes chrysocephalus is the source of this 716-nucleotide messenger RNA. The record is from the annotation of a GenBank genome assembly. NCBI's taxonomy places the organism in Eukaryota, Metazoa, Arthropoda, Insecta, Coleoptera, Chrysomelidae.